This is a messenger RNA of Melanaphis sacchari, 1980 nucleotides long. RefSeq names its product facilitated trehalose transporter Tret1-like. The record is from RefSeq and is a predicted model, not a curated record. The coding region runs from base 405 to 1790 and encodes 461 amino acids. Gene Ontology annotation, biological process: transmembrane transport. Lineage: Eukaryota; Metazoa; Arthropoda; Insecta; Hemiptera; Aphididae. The transcript has 3 exons. Gene Ontology annotation, cellular component: membrane. Gene Ontology annotation, molecular function: transmembrane transporter activity.
AACAUAAAAUAGGUAUAAUAUUAUGAUAUAAUAUGAUGAUAAAAACAAUGUGUACAGUUAUCCGACACCGGUUUGAAGCCGUCCAAAUGACGGAUGGAUUUCUAGAGAGGAUCGUAGUAGUGUGAACAACUGCAUUAUAGUAUAGUGCUCGAACUUCAGAGUUCAGUCUUCAGUGCGCCGUCGUCCACCAUUAAACUAUCAAUAAGUAAUAAUUAUCAUCGUACAAGAAUAAUAACACUGACGCUUUUAAUAAUAUAUGAGUGUGUAAUUUACGCGUGUUAAACGAGUACCGUAUAGUGAUGCCGGCGACUUUUCGUGCUGUAUAAUAUUACGUAUGAGUAUAGAACCCUAAACUAAAUUUAACUCUACACUAAUACUACCCGCCGCUUAUUUUACUUUUUGCGAUGGAAGAAAACGCGCCGGGCCCCAGUACACCGGUCGAACCGCCGGUUGUGGUAAACGUAUACGUCCAAAAACCAUUGAAUAAUUCUUCAGCGACCCAGGGAUUUUUAGCCGUGAUAUCGUUGUUACCGUGUGUGAUUUCGGGGGUCAUUUUGGGAUUUACUGGUGUGUCGAUGUGGAAUUUGCCUCUAUCGUAUCGAAAUUCGACUUGGUUUGUUAGCAUGGCCCCCCUGGGCGCGGCUGUCGGAUGCCUGAUCUCGCACAGCCUGAUGGACUCGUUCGGGCCCCGAGGAUCUGUGCUGCUGAGCCACGUGGUCUGCGCCAUCGGCUGGUUGAUGACGUUCAGCAGUUGGAGCACCACCAACCUGCUGGUGGGCCGCGCGCUCACCGGCGUGUUCGUGGGCGUCGUGUCCGUGGCCGCCACCGCGCACAGUUCCGAAUGUUUCCCGUCCCGGCCGUCCGCCCGGCCGGUCGUCUACACCGCCGUCGGCGUGCUGUGCGUGUACCUGGCCGGGUCGCUGCUCAGCUACGCGCAGACGGCCGCCGUGGCCAUGGUGACCACAGUAGUCUCGUUCGUGCUGGUCCGGACGUUUGUGCCCGAGAGCCCGGAUUGGCUGGAUAGCCGCGGCCGCACCGGCGACGCCGAAUACUCCAGGCUCAAGUUGAGGGUCCAGCGGUUGGCGGACGUGGAACCGUGCGCGCCGCACUGUGCCCCCGGAGACCGAGUGGCCGAGGCCAUCUACCGCCGCCUCCACCAACCGGAUGUCUACCGGCCGCUGCUGGCGCUCAGCCUGCACCUGGCCCUCCAGCAAAUGUCCGGCCCGCUGGUGUUGGUGUCGUACGCCACGCACGUGGUGGACGACGCGGGCGUGCGCGUGCUCAACAACCACUUCGUGGCCGCGGUGCUGGCCGCGUUCCUGGUGGCCGGCGCGUUCGUGUCCACCGCCAUGAACCACCGGGAAUCGUCGGCCACGCUCGCGGCGGCCGGCACGCUGACGGCCGGCGUCGUCAUCGCCGUCUACAACCUCGCCCGCCGGCUGUUCCUCAACCGGCUCGGCUCGCAGCUGCUGAGCUUCAUCCCGCUGUUUGGCCUGAUCGUGUUCUCCACGUCCAGCAGCGUCGGUCUGGUGCCCCACUCGCCCGUCCCGCGGUACGCGCCCGGCGAGCACGUGGCCCUGGCGUUCGGCUACGCCGUCGCCUUCGCCGCCGUCAAGUGCUAUCCGUACGUGUACGCCGCCGUCGGCUGGUGGGUGUUCGCCGUUUUUGCGGUCGCGGCCGCGCUGAACAUCGUUUACGGCGUGCUCACGUUCACCGAACCGGAGUUCACCGCCAAACAGCAGCCAAACGCCGCGGCGGCCGAACGGUCAUCGGCCGAACCGGCCGUUUAGUUGACGACUCGUGUCAUGCUGUAUACGUGCCGGCGGUCGUCCACACGGCGCCGUCCGCAUGAAUAUAAUAUUUUAUGCCGUUAUAAACGUUCUGCCGUACUCUCGAACGCCAUCACGUGCUCCGAGUACGACACGAUAAGACGAUUUAGAGCAAUAAACACACGCGUACACACACACACACACACACACA